Molecule: messenger RNA, 5222 nt
Organism: Ictidomys tridecemlineatus (thirteen-lined ground squirrel)
Lineage: Eukaryota; Metazoa; Chordata; Mammalia; Rodentia; Sciuridae
Gene: Tgfbr3
Product: transforming growth factor beta receptor 3
Biological process (GO): epithelial to mesenchymal transition; transforming growth factor beta receptor signaling pathway; regulation of transforming growth factor beta receptor signaling pathway
Molecular function (GO): transforming growth factor beta binding; glycosaminoglycan binding; type II transforming growth factor beta receptor binding
Source: RefSeq, a predicted model, not a curated record
GCGUCCUGCCCGACCCCGCCCGCGUGUGUGUGUGUGAGCGAGAGCGAAUGCGCUGGGUCGGCCCGAUGGGGGUAAUCGAGGGUUUCGGGGACGCCAAGCGGCACUUUCCUCUUCUCAGAGAGUGAGGGAGGGAAGUCGGUGGCUCUCGUGCCGGCCACUUUCCCUGCGUGAUUCUCGGAGCUCCCUGCAGGAGGUGAAAGUCCCCGGCGGGUCGGGAUGGCGUAGUUGCGCCGCGGCGCAGCAGCUGCCGGAGCUCUCAGCCGCCGAGUGCUGGGCGGGGAAACUUUGCUCUGCUUUCCUCCAAUUUGCCGCGGGUGGAUCUCCUCUUGACACACCGCCUUGGAGACAUUGUUGAUCACCGUUACUUGGCUUCCUUAGGAAACAGCUUGAGGCUGGCACAGGAGGCAAUUUGAACAUUGCAAAGAGGGCUUUUAAGGCCAUUCCUGAUUUACAAAGAUUGUCUGUGACCUGAAGAACUAUAGGCUGCAGUUUAUUUCUACUGUUGGAGAAAUAAAAAUGACAUCCCAUUAUAUGAUCGCCAUGUUUACCCUGAUGAGCUCCUGUUUAGUCACUGCAGGUCCAGAGCCUGGUACCCAGUGUGAGCUGUCUCCUGUCAAUGCCUCCCAUCCUGUCCAGGCCUUGAUGGAGAGCUUCACGGUCCUGUCAGGCUGUGCCAGCAGAGGCACAACUGGGCUGCCACAGGAAGUGCACGUGUUGAACCUGCGCCCCACAGACCAGGGCCCAGGCCAGCCGCAGAGAGAGGUCACUCUGCACCUGAAUCCUAUCUCCUCAGUGCACAUUCACCACAAGCCUAUUGUGUUCCUGCUCAACUCCCCACAACCCCUGGUGUGGCAUUUGAAGACAGAGAGACUUGCCACUGGGAUCUCCAGACUUUUCUUGGUGUCUGAGGGCUCCGUGGUCCAGUUUUCACCAGGAAACUUCUCCUUGACAGCAGAAACAGAAGAAAGGAACUUCCCCCAUGGAAACGAGGAGCUGUUAAAUUGGGCCCGAAAGGAGUAUGGAGCAGUGACUUCAUUCACCGAACUCAAGAUAGCGAGAAACAUUUAUAUUAAAGUGGGGGAAGAUCAAGUGUUCCCUCCCACAUGCAACAUAGGGAAGAAUUUUCUCUCACUCAAUUACCUUGCUGAGUACCUUCAGCCCAAAGCUGCAGAAGGUUGUGUGAUGUCCAGCCAGCCCCAGGAUAAAGAAGUGCACAUCAUUGAGUUAAUCACCCCCAACUCUAACCCUUACAGUGCUUUCCAGGUGGAUAUAAUAAUUGACAUAAGACCUUCUCGAGAGGAUCCUGAGGUGGUCAAAAAUCUCAUCUUGAUCUUGAAGUGCAAAAAGUCUGUCAACUGGGUGAUCAAAUCUUUUGAUGUUAAGGGAAACCUGAAAGUGAUUGCUCCCAAUAGUAUUGGCUUUGGUAAAGAAGGUGAAAGAUCUAUGACAAUGACCAAAUCAAUAAGAGAUGACAUUCCUUCCACCCAAGAGAACCUGUUGAAGUGGGCUUUGGACAAUGGCUAUAGUCCAGUAACAUCAUACACACUGGCUCCUGUGGCUAAUAGAUUUCAUCUUAGGCUUGAAAACAAUGAGGAGAUGAGAGACGAGGAAGUCCAUACCAUUCCUCCUGAGCUACGGAUUCUCCUGGACCCUGGCUCCUUGCCUGCCCCAGAUAAACCACCCUUCCGGGGUGGGGGAGGCCGAAAUGGAGGUCUCCCCUUUCCUUUCCCUGAUAUCUCCAGGAGAGGCCGGAAGGAAGGGGGAGAAGAUAGAAUCCCCCAUCCAAGGGACUCUGUCAUCCCCAGCAUACAACUGUUUCCUGGUCCCAGAGAACCAGAAGAGGUGCAGGGGAGCAUGGGUGUUGCCCUGUCAGUCAGAUGUGACAAUGAAAAGAUGACCGUGGCUGUAGAAAAAGAUUCUUUCCAGGCCAACGGCUACUCAGGGAUGGAGCUCACCCUUCGGGAUUCUUCCUGCAAGGCCAAGAUGAAUGAUACCCACUUCAUUUUGGAGUCUCCGCUGAAUGGCUGUGGUACUUCGCACGGGCGGUCAGCCCCUGAUGGUGUGGUUUACUAUAACUCUGUUGUGAUACAGGUUCCAUCCUCUGGGGAUAGUAGUGGUUGGUCAGAUGGCUAUGAAGAUUUGGAAUCAGGUGAUAAUGGAUUUCCUGGUGAUAUGGAUGAAGGAGAUGCUUCUCUGUUGAGCCGACUUGAAAUCUCAUUUAAUUGCAGCCUGAGGCAGCUGGGGAAUCCCACUAGUUUUCAGGACCAGCCCAAUGGAAACAUCACUUUCAACAUGGAGCUUUACAACACUGACCUGUUUCUGGUGCCCUCCCAGGGGGUCUUCUCUGUGGCAGAGAAUGGGCACAUUUUUGUUGAGGUAUCGGUCACUAAGGCUGACCACGAACUGGGAUUUGCCAUCCAAACAUGCUUUAUCUCUCCAUAUUCGAACCCUGACAGAAUGUCUGAUUAUACCAUCAUUGAGAACAUCUGUCCUAAAGAUGAGUCUGUGAAAUUCUACAGCCCCAAGAGAGUGCACUUUCCUAUCCCACAAGCUGAGAUGGAUAAGAAGCGAUUCAGUUUUGUCUUUAAGCCCAUGUUCAAUACCUCACUGCUCUUCCUGCAGUGUGAACUGACGUUAUGUACCAAGAAAGAGAAGGAUCCCCAGAAGUUGCCUAAGUGUAUACCUCCUGAUGAAGCCUGCACCUCCCUGGAUGCCUCCAUGAUUUGGGCCAUGAUGCAGAAUAAGAAGACAUUCACCAAGCCCCUGGCAGUGGUCCACCAAGCAGAACCUAAAGAAAAAGUUCCAAGCAUUAAGGAACAACAAAAUCCAGUUCCUCCACAAAUUUUUCAUGGUCUGGACACCCUAACCGUGAUGGGCAUUGCGUUUGCAGCAUUUGUGAUCGGAGCACUCCUGACGGGAGCCUUGUGGUACAUCUAUUCCCACACAGGGGAGACAGCAGGAAGACAGCAAGUCCCCACCUCCCCACCAGCCUCUGAAAACAGCAGUGCAGCCCACAGCAUCGGUAGCACUCAGAGCACACCAUGCUCCAGCAGCAGCACAGCCUAGCCAGACCCAGCUGGGCCCGCGACAGCUGAUGGUGUGUGUCCAGACUCAGAAGGCUUGAAUUUGGUUCCAUUGUAAAGGGAGAGUGAAUUUCAGUGUAAAGAUCACCUGUUGUAUUCACCCCUCACCAUGGCCAAUGUAAGCGUGACCCCUGGACUUCUGUAACACACUAGAUUUCAUGUGCAAAAGCUAAGAUGGUGGCCUUCUCCACCAGCCCCUCACAGGCUGGGGGGUUUUCAAUGUGAAACACAUGCCAGUUUUUUAAAUGCUGCUUUGUCCAGGUGAGAACAUCCAUAAUUUGGAACCCUGAGUUUUUACCCAGACUCAAGGAGGUGGUAAAAGGAUAACAGCUAGUCAGCAGAUUCAAUGAGGAGAUGUGGCCAAAGAUUCUUUUAUAUCUGAACCAAGACAUAAAACAAAAGAAAUGCUUUAAGGCUUUCUAAGCACUCCUCCGUGUCUAAUGGGCAUCUUUGGAUGCACACUUCUGACCUGCCAUGCCCUGUGGGGUCCGAUGUGUGGUUAACUGGGUGUUGACUGCCCUUGGGGACUGCAUCCUGCCACAUGUCAAGGCAACAUUCCUUUCUUGUGUCUUGGGCCAAAACCAGUGCUGACUGCCUUGUCAGCUUCCUGUGUCUCCCCACACUUACACACACCAACUACAAAAAUGUCUUAAUGCAAACUUCAUAUUUCGUAUAGGCAUAUAGAAAUUGAAGAUAGCCAAAAUCUGGAACUAUUGAUCUGUGUCCAUCUCCUACAUUUUUUUCCCUGAUAAAUUAAUGUCUAAAUUGGGGCAAGAGUCAGUUGUAAAGUUGAGGAGAAAUUUGCAAGUUGAUCUAUGUAUAUGCGUAUGUAAGUAGAAGUGUAUAAUAUGUCAUCUGGCACAGUCAUUUUCUCAGUUGAAGAAGAGAAAAAUUCAUUCCCCUAUGAAAAUGUUCUAUGAUUCCAGAGUUGGAAUUUACUCUUAAGUCAUAUUUGGUAGAAUGAGAAUUUCUACUCAAAACAUAUCAACAUAAGCCCUUUUGUAAAAUCCAAGCCCCCAUGAGACACAAAUGCCUGGCAGAUCCUGUUGGAGUCCUAUAGGUAAUCUGAAUAGCCUCACCAAUUCUGCCAAGACAGAGCUGCAAUAGGGUGAAAGGCACUCAUUUGGAUUGCUUUAGUUCUCUUGCCUUAAAUAUAUCCCAAACUCCAAAAGGAUUUGAAGUGAAUGUCAUGAAAUGGAAUAAUAUGAUGCCACUUUGCAGCUAAAUAAAGCUCAGCGAUACCUUUAUGCUAAAAAGAAUGCCAGAAGAGGAUUCCCACGCCAGAUCAUUUUCUUCUGAAGACAGCUUCAAUGCAAGUUAAAUAGUUUUCUUUUUCCAGAAUUUCCCCCAAAUGAGUUAGGAUUCCAUAAAUAAAACAAAUAGAUUCACCCCCAAAUAUUCAUAAGCAAAUCUUACUGCCCUUAAAAAUAAAGCAGUUGUGCCUGGUCCUCUGCAAAUGGAAUAAUAAAUGCUGAUGAAACUCAAAUCUUUAGGGAGUGUCUACGUGUAAUACAAGUAAGAGGAGAUGGAAAUCACUAUCAUCCAGUCAUUGAGUACUAGUGAUUGAUUGGAUAGGUGUAGACAUUCAAUCAAGACAAUUUUAAUCAAAUCAGAUUACUUUAGCACUGAGAUUUCCAGGCUACCUACAUUGAUAAGUUGAACUUUUUUCAGAUUUCCAUGUAUGCAUUGAAGACAACACAAGACUAGAGAAAUGUUUUCCUUUAGUUUAUUCUUUUUAACAUAAGGGUAUCAGAGUGGAGGACCUGGAUUACGCUACCUGUGUUUGAAAAUAAUGCGCUUUGCCUAACCUUCAGCAGAAUGUAUUGUUUUAGCAUAUUCUAUGUAUAAAAAAAUUUAAAGAUGUCUUCAAAGAAGACUAGAGUCUUUAAGUCACUUAUAGCUAUAUUUUACUACAAAAAAGUGUAUAAAGAUAUAUUUAAGUGUUUUAGAUAAAUUUAAGUUACUCCCUAUGAAAUGUUUAAUUUCAGUUACUGUGAAUUCUUUCGAUCAGUUCUUUGCUUUUUAAAGAAACCCUUUCCAUCUUAUUAAAAACAAAAUUAGCUAUGAGGAGGUAUUAAAAAAUUCAUUUCUUAGAUGGACAGGGUUAAAAAAAACUUCUGUAAUAUAUUUAAAUGUAUA